This is a messenger RNA of Vicia villosa (hairy vetch), 2589 nucleotides long. RefSeq lists its product as uncharacterized. Lineage: Eukaryota; Viridiplantae; Streptophyta; Magnoliopsida; Fabales; Fabaceae. The transcript is spliced from 11 exons. Bases 1 to 2589 code for a protein of 862 amino acids. The record is from RefSeq and is a predicted model, not a curated record. Gene Ontology annotation, molecular function: protein dimerization activity.
AUGGUACCCGAUAUUGUUUCGUUCAUCAGUAUAAUUUCAGCUUGUGCAAAUGUUGCUUCUAAAAAGCAAGGUAAGGACAUUCAUGGACAUCUGGUAAAAAGCUUUUCCAUACUCUUCUUUUUGCAGCAAAUUCCCUUUUUGAUUUUUGCUAAAGGCCUCAUUCCUCAUAUUCUCUAUUUAUAUGGAUCAACUACCACUGCUCGUGAUUUUGAAAUCUAUGAUCUCAAUGCUUCCUUUAAGGAUCCUCUUAUGCGUGCACACGGGGUGAAGCAGAUCAAAUCUGCAUUCUAUUCUCUUCCUAAGUUGCGGAAUCAGAAAUAUACGGGUGCUGGAACAAGUCUACCGCGUGACAGUUUCAAACAAGAUGUGUUAAUUGUUAUUGUGCCUAUUUUCGUCGAAAGUGGAAUUAUACUGCUUUUCUCUUUAACUAAUUGCCUGUCAUUUUCUUUGCGGAAUCAGAAAUAUACGGUUGCUGGAACAAGUCUACCGCGUGACAGUUUCGAACAAGAUGUGUUAAGUGUUAUUUUCUUUCUAAUGACUGAUGAUUAUAUAGUGAUACUAGCAGGAAAUGCGAGAAAGGUGAGCGUUGUUCCGUUUGAAAGGCUUGAUAAUGGUGACGAAAUGUUGGAGGCAAAAGAAGGAGCUGUACACAAGGAGCAUUCUGGAUUUGAGGGCCCAUGGACUUCUAAUCUUCUCAUUUUUGACAACUCAUACUUCACUUGGUUAGAAUAUAGUGUAUCAAAAGAUGCUAUGUUUUGUUUAUGUUGUUACCUUAUGAGAUAUGAGAUAGGAGAACACAAAGGUUGGGAUGCAUUUGUGACUAAGGGGUUUUCAAAUUGGGAAAAGAAAGAUAGACUCAAUGUCCAUGUGGGAGGUCCUAAUAGUGCUCACAAUCAAGCUUUGAGAAAAUAUAAUGCACUAAUGAAUAAAAAACAACAUAUUGAAUUGGGAUUGGCAUUUCGCGGUGAUGAUGAAUCAAUGAAUUCAAAGAAUAAAGGUAAUUUUCUUGAGAUUCUACAAUUUCUUUGUAAUAAUAAUGAAGAGAUUGAUAAAGUAUUGAAAAAAGAUCGGGGAAAUCUCAAAUUAAUGUCACCUAGCAUUCAAAAAGAUAUUGUGAAAGCUGCUACUUGUGAGACCACUAAAGUUAUUAUUGUUGAUCUUAACAAUGAUUUGUUCUCUAUUUUAAUUGACGAAUCUCGAGAUGUUUCAGUUAAAGAGCAAAUGGUUGUUGUUUUACGCUAUGCAGACAAGAAAGGAUGUGUCAUUGAGAGAUUUCUUGGCAUUGUCCAUGUUGCAAAUACAAGUGCUAUGUCUUUAAAGUUGGCACUAGAGUCUUUAUUGACAAAGUACAAUUUAAGCUUUUCAAGAGUUCGUGGACAAGGAAAUGAUGGGGCUACGGUUGCUAAAAAGCAUGAUGAUAUUGCUUGGUUUUUUCUUGUAGUUAACAAUUUAUCUAAUGUUGUUGGAGCUUCAUGCAAGCGUAGAGAUAUUCUUAUAGAAAGUCAAAUUCUUAAAGUAAUGGAAGCAUUAGAGAGUGUAGAAAUUUUAACUGGCCGCUGCUUGAAUCAAGAAACUACACUAACAAGAGUUGGAGAUACUAGAUGGGGAUCACAUUAUGGUACAUUGCUAAGGUUGGUUUCUUUGUUUCCUUCUGUCUGUGAGGUGCUAGAUAUAAUUUUAAAAGAUAGCCUUAGUGCAGAGCAACGAGUUGAAACUCGUCAAUUAUUGAAUACUUUGCAAUCCUUUGAAUUUAUUUUUAAAUUGCAUUUGAUGAGAAAUAUAUUGGGAAUUACUAAUGAUUUGUCUCAAGCACUACAAAGAAAAGAUCAAGAUAUUGUAAAUGCUAUGACAUUUGUUAAAGUAUCAAGGGAAAGAUUGCAAAAUAUGAGAGAAUAUGGUUGGUCUAGUUUACUUGAUGAAGUGACAUUGUUUUGUGAGAAGCAUAGAAUUGACAUUAUAGAUAUGGAUGAUGCCUUCAUGUUACAUGGAAAACCAAGGCGUAAUGUUGAAAUAGUUUCAAACUUGCAUCACUUUCAAGUCGAGGUAUUUUAUCAAGUGAUUGAUAGACAACUUCAAGAGUUGAAUAAUAGAUUUACAGAGGUGAAUAGUGAAUUGCUUAAUUGUGUAGCAAGUUUAAGUCCACGGGAUUCAUUUUAUGCAUUUGAUAAGGUAAAAUUGAUUAAGUUGGCUCGAUUUUAUCCGUCUGAAUUUUCUCCAAUAGAGCUCAUGGGACUCAACAAUCAACUUGAAAAUUAUAUCAUGGAUGUUUGUUCUAGUGAACAAUUUUCUAAUUUACAUGGAAUUAGUGAUCUUUCAAGAAUGGUGGUGGAGACUAAAAAACACACUGCUUAUCGGACGGUGUAUUUACUUCUGAAGUUGACGUUACUUUUGCCUGUGGCUACAACAACAGUUGAAAGAAGUUUCUCAGUUAUGAAUUUUGUGAAGAAUCAACUGCGCAAUCGGAUGAGGGAUGAAUUUUUGAAUGAUUGCUUGGUAACGUACAUAGAAAGUGAUAUAUUUGAUGGUGUUGAAAAUGAAUUUUUUUUACAACACUUUCAAAAUAUGAAGACACGUAGAGAGCAAUUAUAA